Messenger RNA from Apodemus sylvaticus (European woodmouse), 3284 nucleotides. RefSeq names its product ELOVL fatty acid elongase 7 (gene Elovl7). Bases 64 to 909 code for a protein of 281 amino acids. The record is from RefSeq and is a predicted model, not a curated record. Gene Ontology annotation, molecular function: fatty acid elongase activity. The transcript has 7 exons. Lineage: Eukaryota; Metazoa; Chordata; Mammalia; Rodentia; Muridae. Gene Ontology annotation, cellular component: endoplasmic reticulum membrane; endoplasmic reticulum. Gene Ontology annotation, biological process: fatty acid elongation, saturated fatty acid; very long-chain fatty acid biosynthetic process; fatty acid elongation, monounsaturated fatty acid.
AAGCUCAUUUCUGCACUGUUUUACUGAAGAACCCAUUAAAAGAGCCAGUGAAUCUUGUAGAAAAUGGCGUUCAGUGAUCUUACAUCGAGGACUGUGCGUUUUUAUGAUAAUUGGAUCAAAGAUGCUGACCCAAGAGUUGAAGACUGGCUGCUCAUGUCCUCGCCCCUGCCGCAAACCAUCAUCCUGGGGCUCUAUGUCUACUUUGUUACAUCUCUGGGACCAAAGCUCAUGGAGAACCGGAAGCCCUUUGAACUCAAGAAAGUGAUGAUAACGUACAAUUUUUUCAUAGUACUGUUUUCUGUGUAUAUGUGUUAUGAGUUUGUGAUGUCUGGCUGGGGUACAGGUUACUCAUUUCGAUGUGACAUUGUUGACUAUUCUCAGUCACCAAGAGCAAUGAGGAUGGUGCACACCUGUUGGCUUUAUUACUUUUCCAAAUUUAUCGAGCUGUUAGACACUAUCUUUUUUGUCCUACGUAAGAAAAACAGCCAAGUGACUUUCCUUCAUGUCUUCCAUCAUACGAUCAUGCCGUGGACCUGGUGGUUUGGAGUCAAAUUUGCUGCAGGUGGUUUGGGAACAUUCCAUGCCUUUUUAAACACCGCUGUGCACGUGGUCAUGUAUUCCUACUACGGACUGUGUGCAAUGGGACCAGCCUACCAGAAGUAUCUAUGGUGGAAAAAACAUCUGACAUCUUUGCAGCUUGUCCAGUUUGUUCUUGUCACUGUCCACAUAGGCCAGAUCUUCUUCAUGGAGGACUGCAAUUACCAGUACCCAAUUUUCCUGUACGUCAUCAUGAGUUACGGAUGCAUCUUCCUGCUACUCUUUCUCCACUUUUGGUACCGUGCUUACACCAAGGGUCAGAGGUUGCCCAAAACUGUAGAAAAUGGGGAUUGCAAAAGCAAGCGUCACUAAAACACAAGCCCUGCCUGGAUUUACAGUGGAGACUGAUAUCUUGCCUUCCUUGACAAUCAAGACAUACUUUACCUAUGCAGUACAUUUUGUAUAUUUUUCAAAACCAAGAGCUUGUAUUUUUAUGAUAAGUUAUUUGGGUUUCUGAUCUCUGAGAGUCCAAAGCUUCCAGAUAAGUCUUCUCAGAGGAAGAGCCUGGAACAGCCAGGAGGUUUCCUGAUGCCUUUCAAACCAAUCAGAGGUCUUAAUUCAUCUUGCUACAUCGAGAGGAGGAUAUGAAGUAAUAUAGUGCUCUUCUAGGAACUCCAGGAAUGAUGAAAAAUACUAGCUAUUUUGAACAUGAUAGAGGUCCACAGAGUACGAUAGAUUCCUCCUGCCUGGUGUGCAAGCCCCUGAUCCUGGGUUCUGUCUGUCACUCAUCCCUAAUACUUGGAUGAUAUUACAUUCACUCUAGGGCUCAGUUCUACAGUGCUAACACAGGUAAAGCCUAAGUGGAUUCUUGAUAAGCUCACAUUCUAAAUUGUCAGUGGUAAGUCUGAAUGGUCUUCUGGGUUGUUGCCAUAAGAUCUGCCCACAAGACUUCCUCCCAACACGUGUCCAAGCUGUUAGAGGCGGUGAUGCUUCAGUAUCUGCACUGAUGCCUCUGACCCUAAGGUGAAGGUAAUUUUAUGUUGCAAACAAGAUGAUUUAUAUCAACGAGUUAAUGAACGACUUUGCUAAUGACGAUUCUACAAUUAACUUUGUGCAUGUCUGAAAAGAGGAAUGUGUCAAUUGAAAAAUAUGCUGUGGAACUCAGUGGGGAAAGGUAUAAUCUGUUGUAGUAUAAUACCAUUCUCUGAUAUGUCAUGGUUUAAGGGAUUGUUUUGCCAAAGUAUGUAUUGAUUAGAUAUUUAAGUGUUCGUGUGAUGGGCUUACCUCAGAUGCUUUUGAAUCACAUAUUAAUUUUUGAAUAUCUACUAUGCAAUGUGACUUAUGAAGCAACUGGAGUUGGGUGGUGCAGGGCAUCAGAUGUGGUCACAUAAACAAGGGCUGUUAGAUAUUGAGAGAUAAAGACACUACAUUAUGAUUGUAUAUUAUAUAUAUUUAGUGUUGUGAAUACACUGCAUGAAGAGCUAUUUUCCAGAAUCAUGAAUUAGCUAGGAUUUCCAUUUCUUCAGACUUAUAAGCCAUAUUGUGAAGGGCUGAAAUGUGUGUGGCAUUCCCCAACCCCUUUAAAAAGGCUACUCUAUAGAAUUUCCUUCUUCUUUCUAGUGAGCCAGAACAGCUUAGCAAUACUUGGUUGCUUGUGAAGCUGUCAAUACUAUUUCCCUUUCAUAUUCGAAGACCUAUCAAUGUGUGAACAACUUCAAAAUCUGUACAGACGGCCUUGGUCAUGUGUCCUACACAGUGCUGCUCGUUUUACAACAAAGCCGGAGUCCUCGUUGACUGUAAACUCUGAAUUUUGCCUGUCCUCCCCUGAUCCAUUAUUCUGUCUCCACUUUCACUCCGUUUAUAAAGUUAUUUGCCAUUAAGUGGCCUUUACUGAUUCCCCUUGCUUACAAUGAGAAGCAGAAAAUAAUAGGAAGCUUUUGAUACUUAAAAAAAAAAAAAGUAACACACAAGCUGAGCUGAAGGGAACAGCUGUGCUAGUCUGUUGCUGUGAAGGUCUCAGGGAUCCAUGGUUUCCUAUUUUGACUCUGUGUGCCCUGCCUGAGUUAAGAUGGAUAGGAUGGGAUGGUAGAUGCUGUCCCAUACACAAGCAAUUCCCAAAGGCUCAAGUAGGGCAAAGACCCAAAGGAAUAGAAAAUAGAGAAUAAGUCAGGAGACUUUGAUUUAUUUCCUCUCCUAUAUGACAUACCCUCUCCACUCCUCCUCCUAGUAUCUAAAAUGUUUGACAUGCUUGUGGACUAAGAGCAGCAUUGUGACAUUCUUAACUAUAUGAAUGAGGGCAGGGAGGCAGAAUGUUAUAUGGAAACAGUUCAAGGUUGACAGUCAGUGUCCCCCAUGUAAGUGUCUGUGGAGCAAAGGGUUGGAGGGUUUGUGUCGUCAGUGCUCGGUCAAGCGGAGUUUCUAAUGGGGUUUACCUACUUUUCAGCACGUUAUUGCCUUUAAAUUUGCUUGCCUAAUAAGCAAAAAGCCCAGCUAUUAAGUAGAGUUUAUUAUAAAAGUUCUAUGAGUCCUUGAGGUCCAAUAUAUAUGAUAUAAAUACAAAUUUUAAAUUAUCUAUGGGGCAUUAUGCUUUCUGCCUUCAUACUUAAUGAGAAUUCUAAUUUGAGUAUACUACAUUGUUUCAUAGUUUGGGAAAUGAUGAGAUUGUGUCCCUUGGCUAUCUCUUAUUUCUAUUCACUUUUUAAAGACUGUGGAAGUUGUGAAAAGUUGGACUUGUUCUCUGUGCUAUA